This is a messenger RNA of Octodon degus (degu), 650 nucleotides long. It is a transcript of the gene Gosr1, whose product is annotated as golgi SNAP receptor complex member 1. NCBI's taxonomy places the organism in Eukaryota, Metazoa, Chordata, Mammalia, Rodentia, Octodontidae. Gene Ontology annotation, biological process: vesicle fusion; endoplasmic reticulum to Golgi vesicle-mediated transport. Gene Ontology annotation, cellular component: cis-Golgi network; Golgi membrane; SNARE complex. The transcript is spliced from 7 exons. The coding region runs from base 71 to 619 and encodes 182 amino acids. Gene Ontology annotation, molecular function: SNAP receptor activity. The record is from RefSeq and is a predicted model, not a curated record.
AAGGCGCGGAGGUGACUCUCUGGCCCGCACCCCACUGCUCUUCUGUUCCGUCUGACGUUGGACAACAAAGAUGGCGGCUGGGACGAGCAAUUACUGGGAAGAUCUCAGGAAACAAGCCCGACAGUUGGAAAAUGAACUUGACCUGAAACUAGUUUCCUUCAGUAAAUUAUGUACAAGUUACAGUCACGGUGGUGCCAGAGAUGGAAGACGCGACAGGUAUAGUUCUGACACAACACCACUUUUAAAUGGGUCGAGCCAAGACAGAAUGUUUGAGACGAUGGCAAUUGAGAUUGAACAGCUUUUGGCAAGGCUUACAGGGAUAAAUGACAAAAUGGCAGAAUAUACCAACAGUGCCGGUGUCCCCUCCUUGAAUGCAGCAUUGAUGCAUACGUUACAGCGACACAGAGACAUAUUGCAGGAUUAUACACAUGAAUUCCAUAAAACCAAAGCAAACUUUGUGGCAAUACGAGAAAGAGAGAAUCUCAUGGGAUCAGUGCGAAAAGAUAUUGAGUCAUAUAAAAGUGGAUCUGGAGUAAACAACAGGAGAACUGAACUAUUUUUGAAAGAACAUGACCAUCUUCGAAAGAACCCAUAUUGCAUUUACUUGCAUACUGUUUAGUUGCAUUUAGUACUUCUUCAGUCUCCUCUUG